GCUGCUGCGCAAAAGUCUCCAGGAUGGCUUUGGCUUCACCCUGCGCCACUUCAUCGUGUACCCUCCCGAGUCAGCUGUGCACUGCAGCCUGAAGGAGGAAGAGAAUGGAGGCCGAGCCAGAGGCCCCGGAGGAGGACCCUCCCCCCGGCACCGCCUGGAGCCCAUGGAUACCAUCUUUGUCAAGAAUGUGAAGGAUGAUGGCCCUGCCCACAGGGCUGGGCUUCGAACAGGAGACCGGCUGGUGAAAGUAAACGGGGAGAGUGUCGUUGGGAAAACCUACUCCCAGGUCAUAGCUCUGAUCCAGAACAGUGAUGACACCCUGGAGCUCUCCAUCAUGCCCAAGGACGAGGACAUCCUUCAGCUGGCUUACUCCCAGGAUGCCUACCUGAAGGGGAACGAGCCAUAUUCUGGAGAGGCACACAGCAUCCCAGAGCCGCCCCCACUCUGCUAUCCCCGGAAGACCUACGCCCCACCAGCCCGGGUCUCCGCCUGGGCCACUAUGGUGCCUGAGCCCAUCUCAGCUCUGCCCAGUGAUCCUCGGAGUCCUGCUAUCUGGAGUGACCCAGGACCCCGUGUCCUACCUGCCACCCGUGCCCAUCUGGACAACUCUUCCUUGGGGAUGAGCCACUCCCGCCCCAGCCCUGGUGCCUUCCCCCACCUCUCCUCUGAGCCGCGGACCCCCCGUGCCUUCCCAGAGCCUGGCAACCGGGUGCUCCCUAGCAGACUGGAGUGCCAGCAGGCAUUGUCACACUGGCUGUCCAACCAGGUACCCCGCAGGUUGGGGGAAAGACGGUGCCCAGCCAUGCCACCCCGGGCCCGCAGUGCCUCCCAGGACCGGCUAGAGGAUGUGACUGCCCACCGCCCAUGGCCCUGCUCCACCUCCCAGGACGCCUUGAGCCAGCUGGGUCAGGAGGGCUGGCACCGAGCUCGCUCGGAUGAUUACUUGAGCCGGGCAACCCGCUCUGCCGAAGCACUGGGGCCAGGAGCACUGGUGUCACCUCGCCUUGAGCGCUGUGGCUGGGCUUCCCAGCGUCCCUCAGCACGCACCUCUGCCUGCCCACCUCGGGACCUGCCUGGAUCCCAGGCCCCACCCCCAAGCGGCCUACAGGGUUUGGAUGACAUUGGUUACAUCGGGUACCGGAGCUACAGCCCAUCAUUCCAGCGACGGACUGGCCUCCUGCACGCACUCUCUUUCCGGGACUCACCCUUUGGGGGUCUACCCACCUUCAAUUUGGCCCAGUCUCCUGCACCAUUCCCACCAGAGGCCUCGGAACCACCCAGAGUCGUCAGGCCAGAAGCCAGCACCCGUGCCACGGAUCCCCCUACCGAGGACCGCCGCGAUGAGGUGGUCCUGAGGCAGAAACCGCCUACGGGCCGCAAGGUUCAGUUGACCCCUGCAAGACAGAUGAACCUGGGAUUUAGUGACGAGUCUUCAGAGCCAGAGGCCACUGGGCGAGGGGAACGUCUGGGCAAGAAGGUGGCUCCUUUGGCCAAUACGGAAGACUCCCUGGCUUCCAUUCCCUUCAUUGAUGAACCCACCAGCCCCAGCAUCGACCUCCAGGCCAAACACGUCCCUGCCUCUGCAGUGGUCUCCAGUGCCAUGAACUCAGCCCCUGUCCUGGGCACUAGCCCAUCCUCUCCAACCUUCACCUUCGCCCUUGGCCGCCAUUACUCACAGGACUGCAGUAGCAUCAAGACUGGCCGUCGCUCCUCCUACCUACUGGCCAUCACCACAGAGCGCUCCAAGUCCUGCGACGACGGACUCAACACUUUCCGGGAUGAAGGCCGGGUGCUUCGGCGCCUGCCAAACCGCGUCCCCAGCUUGCGGAUGCUUCGAAGCUUCUUCACUGAUGGGUCUCUGGAUAGCUGGGGCACCUCCGAGGAUGCUGACGCCCCCUCAAAGCGACACUCAACCUCUGACCUCUCAGAUGCGACCUUCAGCGAUAUCAGGAGAGAAGGCUGGUUAUAUUAUAAGCAGAUCCUCACGAAGAAGGGGAAGAAAGCGGGCAGCGGCCUGCGCCAGUGGAAGCGGGUGUACGCCGCGCUGCGGGCGCGCUCGCUCUCCCUGAGCAAGGAGCGGCGGGAGCCCGGGCCGGCGGUGGGGGCUGCGGCGGCCGGCGCAGGUGAGGACGAGGCGGCGCCCGUCUGCAUCGGCUCCUGCCUGGUGGACAUCUCCUACAGCGAGACCAAGAGGAGGCACGUGUUCCGGCUGACCACCGCUGACUUCUGUGAAUAUCUCUUUCAGGCUGAGGACCGGGAUGACAUGCUGGGCUGGAUCAGAGCGAUCCGGGAGAACAGCAGGGCCGAGGGCGAGGACCCCGGCUGUGCCAACCAAGCUCUGAUCAGCAAGAAGCUUAAUGAUUACCGCAAAGUGAGCCAUAGCUCUGGGCCCAAAGCUGAUUCCUCCCCAAAGGGCUCUCGGGGCCUGGGGGGCCUCAAGUCUGAGUUUCUCAAGCAGAGUGCAGCCCGUGGCCUCAGGACUCAGGAGCAGCCUGCAGGGAACAAGGAUGACACUGCUGCUGCCCCUAAAACUCCCUGGGGUAUCAACAUCAUCAAGAAGAACAAGAAGGUCACCCCAAGGGCAUUUGGGAUCCGGCUAGAGGAGUGUCAGCCUGCCACAGAGAACCAGCGAGUCCCCCUCAUCGUAGCUGCCUGCUGCCGUAUUGUGGAGGCUCGGGGGCUGGAGUCCACCGGCAUUUACCGGGUGCCUGGCAAUAAUGCAGUGGUGUCCAGUCUACAGGAGCAGCUCAACCGCGGGCCUGGUGACAUCAACCUGCAGGAUGAGCGCUGGCAAGACCUCAAUGUGAUCAGCAGCCUGCUCAAGUCCUUCUUCCGGAAGCUGCCUGAGCCUCUCUUCACUGAUGACAAAUACAACGACUUCAUCGAGGCCAACCGCAUUGAAGACUCGAGGGAGCGGAUGAAGACGCUGCGGAAGCUGAUCCGAGAUCUCCCGGGACACUACUACGAGACACUCAAAUUCCUCGUCGGCCAUCUCAAGACCAUCGCCGACCACUCAGAGAAGAACAAGAUGGAGCCACGGAACCUGGCCCUGGUCUUUGGGCCAACAUUGGUGAGGACAUCUGAGGACAACAUGACAGAUAUGGUGACCCACAUGCCUGACCGCUACAAGAUCGUGGAGACGCUGAUCCAGCAUUCAGACUGGUUCUUCAGCGAUGAUGAGGACAAGGGAGAACGAACCCCUGUGGAUGACAAGGAGCCACAGUCAGUGCCCAACAUCGAGUACCUGCUGCCCAACAUUGGCAGGACAGGGCCCCCUGGCGACCCAGGCUCAGAUUCCACCACCUGUAGUUCAGCCAAGUCCAAGGGCUCGUGGGCCCCCAAGAAGGAGCCGUACACCCGGGAGAUGCUGGCGAUCUCCUUCAUCUCGGCCGUCAACCGCAAGCGGAAGAAGCGGCGGGAGGCGCGGGGCCUGGGCAGCAGCACGGACGACGACUCGGAGCAGGAGGCGCACAAGCUGCGGCGCCCGCUGUCCCCCGAAACGCGGCGCCGCCGGAGCAGCUGGCGCCGCCACACCGUGGUGGUGCAGAGCCCGCUGACCGAUCUCAACUUCAACGAGUGGAAGGAGCUGGGCGGAGGGGGCGCCCCGGAGCCGCCCGGCGCGCGAGCCCUCAGCGACAACAAGGACUCGGGCCUCAGCAGCCUGGAGUCCACCAAGGCCAGGGCCUCGGCCGCCUCGCUGCCGCCCGGGGACCCGAGCGCCCUGCAGAGCCAGGCCCCGCGCCGCCAGGCCGCCUCCCGCCUCCAUCAGUGUCUGUAACGCCCUCCCCCUCCAUCACCGCCCCCCCCACCUCGGCCUCCACAAGGCCCCUUGGGGAACGAGUCUCCUCUGGCUGGCACCCCCACUUCUACUGCCCCUAGACACAGCAGGGUGCUAGCGAGAGGACACAGGCCGCUGGGGUUUGUGUGCUGGAACUGGUGGGGCGGGCUGAGGUGAAGCCAGGAGCAGGACAAAGGUGAAGGGAAGUGAGGCCCCCCCCCCGCUGGGGUCUGUGUCCCCUGGAUUGGUGACAGGGCCUUUAUAAGGCUGCACUUAGGAACCUUCGUUGGCCAUGGGAAGUGAGAGGGAGCCCCAAGACCCAGGCUAGAAGAAAGAUCCUGGGUGAUCACUGGCUUUUGGCUUCUUUCCUCUGCCCUCCCCCACCAGCCCCCCGGCUCAGGAGGGGCCUGUGUCUGGAGAGAGGAUUUGUGUGUGAGAGUGUGUAAGUCACUGUCCAAAGGUGUUUCCAGUAGAAGCUUCUGCUCCCUUCCUCCCCUUGCCCGUUCCCAAGGUCCCUGCCUUCGGUGCACACAGGAUCCCUGCCCCCACGCUUGUUAGAGCCGGGGGAAGAGGCUGGGGCCACGCCACAGCGGCAAGACUGAACCCUUCACCAAGCUCAUCCCCACCCCCCUUUGCCAUCCUCUUCAGUCACCCCAUGAAGCGUUUUGACCAAGGGGAGCUACCCCGCUCCCCAGUUUUGGGAGGACCCAGGGUUCCCCCCUUUUGGUUCCUCCAGCUGGGCCUGCUCUGUCCACAGCUCAGCCCCCAGAACUCCCCACCGUUUCUUCCCCUAGGAGGGGAUAGUCAGGAACACCCUGGUGUCUGUCUCUUUCACACACUGAUUUAUGGGGUCUGAGCUGGGCUGUUCCUGCAGGAUGGGCAGGGCCCAGCGCCCCCUUCACAGCCCCCCCCCCCAGUAUUGUAAAUAGACCUCAGAGCACCAGACCCCUGCUGACCCCUCACUCAUUCCAGGGAAGCCCUGCCCCUUCUGUCAGUCCUCGUUUUAUGCAAAGAUUUGCUGUAGAUUUCUCUGUCCUCCCUCUCCCAGCCCUUUAUUGUAAAUAUUGUCUCUAAAUGUGUAACAUAUUAUAAAGAAUUUAUAAGGAUUUUUAAAGAUGUUUUGCUCAUUUUAAAGUGUUGUAACAGUGUUGGGUAAAGCUCCUCCCCGCCCUUUCCGCAUGGCUCCUUUCACUGUGUCCUUGACACACCUGUCUAGCCGACAACUAAGAUUUUCUUGCUUCUGAAAAGUCCUGUCUUCAAAGUACAGUCUAUAUCUUGGAAAUAAACAGCCUUCCUG
This is a messenger RNA of Dipodomys ordii (Ord's kangaroo rat), 5075 nucleotides long. It is a transcript of the gene Arhgap23, whose product is annotated as Rho GTPase activating protein 23. The record is from RefSeq and is a predicted model, not a curated record. Bases 164 to 3778 code for a protein of 1204 amino acids. Gene Ontology annotation, biological process: signal transduction. The transcript has 24 exons. Gene Ontology annotation, molecular function: protein binding. NCBI's taxonomy places the organism in Eukaryota, Metazoa, Chordata, Mammalia, Rodentia, Heteromyidae.